Messenger RNA from Colossoma macropomum (tambaqui), 2499 nucleotides. RefSeq names its product hdc homolog, cell cycle regulator (gene heca). Bases 241 to 1806 code for a protein of 521 amino acids. The record is from RefSeq and is a predicted model, not a curated record. The transcript has 4 exons. Lineage: Eukaryota; Metazoa; Chordata; Actinopteri; Characiformes; Serrasalmidae.
CUUCAGAGACAAGAAUCAAAACAAGCCGAGCGGACACGCCUUCGCCAUGGCUCUCGGUCUCCUGUCAGAAGAAAGCGCGCCGCUCCGCACCGCGGCGUUCGAACUCGCGCUUUAACGGCUCCGCGGGCGCGUUCUGUCUCGAGACCGACAGACACGAAUCAACGGGAGGACGAUGGCGGGCGACGGUCGCUGACGGACGGGCGGGCGCUUCUUCGACGAGCGAGCGAGAGCGCGGCCGCUAUGCCCAACCAGAAGAGCGGCAAAGGGAAGAGAAACAAGCGGACGAACAGCAGCGGCGACGAGCAGGAAAAUGGAGCCUCAGCGGCGGCGGCGGCGGUGGCGGCAGCGGCUGCGGUGGCUGCGACGGGAGGAGCGCAGGGGGCCGCCGGAGCUACAGGAGGGGCUGCAGGAGCUCCGCUGACCGAGAACAGAGACGCGCCAUGCGCCACUCCUCUGGUGUGUAGCGUGGGCCGUGCAGUGGACCUGGAGAAGGACGAAUACCAGCGGGUGCUGUGCAACAGUGAGCACUGUCCCUUUGGCAACUGGAUGCACCUGCAGUGCUUCUAUGAGUGGGAGAGCAGCAUCCUGGCGCAGUUCAACUGCAUCGGUCGCGCCCGCAGCUGGAACGAGAAGCAGUGCCGGCAGAACAUGUGGACCAAGAAGGGCUAUGACUUGGCCUUCCGCUUCUGCUCAUGCCGCUGCGGCCAGGGCCACCUGAGGAAGGACACAGACUGGUACCAGGUCAAGCGGAUGCAGGACGAGCGCAAGAAGAAGGUGCUGCCGGAGAAGAGCGGUGCCAAGGCCAAGGAGGGAGGUGCGUCUGGUGCGUGCGGAGGGGAGGCCCCGGAGGAGCCCAAGAAAGGGAAAUCGUCCAGUAAGCUGGCUCACCGAGGCUCCAACCAGGAGCUGGCGCGCCGCCAGUCUGUGGACCGGCAAAACUCUCAGGAGAGAGGCCACGCGGGUCUGACCUGCGACUCGCCUGGACAGUCGCCGCCCUCGGGUUUCUCCUUCUUCUCCCCUCAGCAGGCUGGAGGCCCGCGCAGCUCCCGGCAUCUAGGUGAGUUCCUGAAGAGCGCCGUCCACAUGGAGGGUGGCCGGAAGCACCUUUUGGCCACCCGUGGGGCCGCACACCCUGACCACGGAGCCGCAGCGGCUGGCCUAUGCCUGCCCCGCCUCAUGCCAGGCGAUAACCCUGUGCAGUUUCUGCAGAGGCUGGACCUCUCCGAGCUGCUGGCGCAUAUCCCCCGCCACAAGCUCAACACCUACCACGUGCGCAUGGAGGACGACGCGCAGGCCGGCCAAGGAGAGGACCUGAGGAAGUUCAUCCUGUCGGCGCUGAGCGCCAGCCACCGCAACGUGGUCCACUGUGCCCUGUGCCACCGCACGCUGCCCAUAUUUGAGCAGUUCCCGCUGGUGGACGGGACGCUCUUCCUCAGUCCCUCGCGCCAUGACGAGAUUGAGUACGACGUGCCGUGCCAUUUACAAGGGAGGCUGAUGCACCUGUACGCUAUCUGUGUGGACUGUCUGGAGGGGGUGCACAAAAUCGUGUGUAUAAAAUGCAAAUCUCGGUGGGACGGAAGCUGGCACCAGCUGGGCACAAUGUACACUUACGACAUUCUGGCGGCUUCACCUUGUUGCCAGGCCAGACUGAACUGCAAGCACUGUGGAAAGCCCGUCAUCGACGUCCGGGUGGGCAUGCAGUAUUUCUCCGAGUACAGCAACGUGCAGCAGUGUCCACACUGCGGCAAUCUGGACUAUCACUUUGUCAAGCCAUUCUCCUCCUUCAAAGUUCUCGAAGCCUAUUGACGAAAGUUGUCAUUGCAUGCUAGUUUGCUUUUUUCUAUUCAUAGGUAUCUUAUUUGGAAACUUUUUUUUUCCUCUGGUGGGUUUUAGUUCCAGAUUUAAAACGGUAGGAGAGAAAGUGAAAUGAUGGUGGGUGAAAUAAUCGCGGAGGAAAGGGGCGAGGGGGCGCUUCACUAUCUGUUCCUAAGACAUUCUUUAAAAGAUUCUCAUCUGGCAUUUGAAACCCCAAAAGCAACAAAAAUACUGUGACAAGUGAAUGUAUCUGUAUGCCAAAUUUGCUCUUUUUGUACAAAAAGUAAAACAAUAAAAUACAUAAAAUUGUAAACAUCUGCUCUUUUCCUGCUGUCGUUCACACUCCAUUUCAUCUUAGAUGCCUUUUCCGCCACCGUCGAUUCGUAUGUGGCCGUUUGAUCUAAUAUCAGUUUAUACAUAAAUGACAAAAUUAAUGAACUCGUCCCUCCCUGGGCCACCUAGAUAAUUAUUACUUUCCAUAUCAAAUGGCUUCUCUCAGUAAGGCUGCGCAUUAAUGGAGAUGGACAGCUCUUUUGAUAUGGCUAAUGAGGAGCAGUGUAAUUUAAACCUCCCUUUUUAGUCGUAUCAGUCUUUGAAGACAGAGAGGCCAUAGAGUAUGAGAUGAAUGAACGAGUGAACCAUCUGAUGUUUCGGGCUGCUUUUACAUGCGAUGGCUGGAAGGCA